AUGAUCCAGCCAGCGCUUUUGCAGCAGCCAGGAUAUCACAGUCUACCCGGCUAUAGUUCAUCCAGGGCCCCGAGAUCAUAUGACCAACAGCAAUUUAUGCAGCCAUCGUUCAUACAGCAGGCGGGCCCGCAGCAUCUAGGCAUACAACCGCAGUCUAUGAUACCACCACACAUGCAGCAGCCGGGUGCGCAGCAUCUAGGCAUACAACCGCAGUUUAUGAUACCACCACACAUGCAGCAGCCGGGUGCGCAGUAUCUAGGCAUACAACCGCAGUCUAUGAUACCACCACACAUGCAGCAGCCGGGUGCGCAGUAUCUAGGCAUACAACCGCAGUCUAUGAUACCACCACACAUGCAGCAGCCGGGUACACAGUAUCUAGGCAUACAACCGCAGUCUAUGAUACCACCACACAUACAGCAGCCGGGUACGCAGUAUCUAGGUAUACAAUCGCAGUCUACAGCAUUGCCAUUCAUACAACAGCCGUUUUUGCUACCGCCAUCCUCACAACAGCAGGGCGCGCAGAAUUUGGGAAUGCAGCAGCAGUCUUUAUUGCAACCGUAUAGUGAGGACGUAGAUAAAGAACUCUAG
Molecule: messenger RNA, 588 nt
Organism: Penicillium psychrosexuale
Lineage: Eukaryota; Fungi; Ascomycota; Eurotiomycetes; Eurotiales; Aspergillaceae
Product: glutamine rich protein
Exons: 1
Coding region: 1-588 (195 amino acids)
Source: RefSeq, a predicted model, not a curated record